CGGCGGAGGAUCGUGGCGGAGGGAAUAAGCGGGUAACGCCACUUAAAGGCAAACUGAGAGGGUAGAAAGGAUGGCGGGAUAGACCGGACUGACGUUCAGUGCCGGUGAGCAGAACAGACACACAUCCAGUAGAGGAGGUUUUAAAUUCGACCAUGUUAGCAGCAGGUACUGGCAAUGGUUUUGGCACCACAGCUUGGUGGGGGUUUUCUCCAGCGCUCAAUUUGCAAGCAAUGGCUCUAGAAUCCUCCACGGAGCAUCUGAAACUAUCCCAGAAUGGCGUUCCUGAACUGAACAUCCUGCUAGUGGGAUCAAUAGAUGCACGACACAUCCUAAAAACGAUGAGUCAGAUGCAUCAGCAGCCUCAGAGAAAAAUCAGUUUCUAUGUUCUGGAGAACAAUCUGGAGGCUGUGAGUCGGCAGCUGUUGUUCUUGAACCUGGCUCUGGAGCCUCCAGACAAAAUGGGCCUACAAGAGAAGAGUGAGACAUUGUUGGAACUAAUGGGGAACACUCUCCUCCGGAACCAGACCGCUGCCUAUCUGCAGGAGAAAGCAGCCCUCUUCAUCCGUUACAUCACAGACUCUGACUUCCAGCUGGCUAAUCUCCCUGUUUUGGACUUCUCUGCACUCAAGUUCAGGGAACGGGACCAAUUAGAGGCUAUUUUUCAGUUCUGGCGGAAUCCAGACCCACAAGCUUUCCAGAUCAAGCAGCUUUGGGACCUGCGCCUCCGGCAAUAUCUGGGCACCCGUUAUGACUCUCGCCGUGGGGUGUGUGACUGGGAUCUCACCAUGAAACUGCAUGAGCAUGGGGCCAUAACAAUAAACUUCCAUGAGUUUUUCCAUUGGCGUAAUACAGGCGUGGCCUUUGAAAUGCGAGAAGCUACCUACGAUGUCCCCAACAAAACCUUGGCAUCUGGACGUCUCAUCAGACACAAAGGGGAACCCAUACCAGCCCGCGGAUACUGGGGAGAUAUUACCACUGGCCCAUAUAUCACAUUUGGCAUUGAAGCUGAAGAUCCCACUCUGCUGAAAACCAUCAAUGGCUGCCCUAGUAAAAAUGCACAAGAAAUCUCCUUGCACAAUGUCACCACCCUAUUGUAUGAACUGAGAUACCACAACCACUACGACCCUUUGGCCCCAUCUGAAGAGGGGAAAGAUGGUGAUGACUGUGCUGCAUUGUGUGCUACAAAAGGCCUUCCUGCAACAGAAGAUGUGUGUGUCCAUUUCCUGCCUCUUGACUGCCUUCCUGAACUCCAUCACAAAGCCAAAUAUCAACAGCUUUUCAAUCUCAUCUUCUUCUCUUGCAGCAUGGUGAAUUAUCUUAAACCAAAUUUGAGUCUGGUGUCAGCUCCAAAAGCCACUCUUAUUGUUGAGUUAACAAACUUCUUGCCUGACCUCACCAAAGAACAAGUGACUGAGUUCUCCUCCCGAGUGACUCACCUGGCAAGAGAUGCAGGAUUUGUGCCAGUUGCGGAAACAAACAAAAAAACUUUUUCCUUGUUUCAACUUGGAGACCAGGAGGUUGGAGAUAACCCCCAUGAGAUAAUUCCACCAGAGAUGGAAGUCCCUGGUCCCUGAGGCUUCCAUUUUCU
Notechis scutatus (mainland tiger snake) is the source of this 1588-nucleotide messenger RNA. The record is from RefSeq and is a predicted model, not a curated record. Lineage: Eukaryota; Metazoa; Chordata; Lepidosauria; Squamata; Elapidae.